AUGAAUGACUGCAGGGUGGUUCGGGAUUCCCAGACGCUCAAACCCAAGGGUUAUGGCUUCGUGUCGUUCGUGAGGAAAACCGAUGCGGAGGCUGCGAUCAAUGCUAUGAAUGGUCAAUGGUUGGGAAGUCGAAACAUCCGAACGAAUUGGGCAACAAGGAAACCCUCGCAGCACAAACAUGACGGCCAGAAGCAGUACACGUUCGAGGAGGUGUAUAACAAGAGCAGUCCAACGAACACGACCGUUUAUUGUGGUGGGGUCAUGACGGGCUUGAGUGAGGAACUCAUCAGGAAGACUUUCUCUCCCUUUGGUGGCAUCCAAGAGAUUCGAGUCUUCAAAGAAAAGGGUUACGCUUUCAUUAGGUAA
Messenger RNA from Darwinula stevensoni, 366 nucleotides. The record is from the annotation of a GenBank genome assembly. Lineage: Eukaryota; Metazoa; Arthropoda; Ostracoda; Podocopida; Darwinulidae.